Molecule: messenger RNA, 2806 nt
Organism: Ceratitis capitata (Mediterranean fruit fly)
Lineage: Eukaryota; Metazoa; Arthropoda; Insecta; Diptera; Tephritidae
Gene: GABA-B-R1
Product: gamma-aminobutyric acid type B receptor subunit 1
Exons: 15
Coding region: 425-2788 (787 amino acids)
Biological process (GO): G protein-coupled receptor signaling pathway; gamma-aminobutyric acid signaling pathway
Cellular component (GO): membrane; G protein-coupled receptor heterodimeric complex
Molecular function (GO): G protein-coupled GABA receptor activity
Source: RefSeq, a predicted model, not a curated record
GGGGGAAAAAAUUAAAAAUAUAAUGAAAAAGUGCAUUAAAUUGAGUUGGCAAAAGAUAACUAAAUAUUACAGAAAAAAUUUUAAGCCAAAAUUUUAAGACAUUUUCCGCUGGAAGUCCUUUUUUGUGCGAAUCAAAGUGCAUAGAGCAAAAUGUAUACAUCCGCCGCCAGCGGCUGCUGAUUUCUUUAAGAAAACUUCAAAAACAAAUACAAAUACUAAUAGAAAAGGAAACCAAAUAAAUAGAAUAAACAACAUAAUCUUUCGGCAUCGCUGGUUGCUACGUUGAAAUAGAAAUAUAACAAAAACAACAAUCAAAACUUCAAACAUAAGUAAAGAAGAGUGAAAAAAGAGACAAGGAAGCUACGAAAAAGUUUUUCAACUUCUAAAAAGUUUCAGCAUACGUUCCAACGUUUUACGAAAAGAUAUGACAUGUGAUGGUGUUUUAACAUUUUGGAUAUUUUUAUUACUUUCAUUAAUUUUACACAAUGCCGAUUUAACGGACGGCGGUCGUGCCGAUGAGCUGCAUAUAGGCGGUAUAUUUCCGAUCGCAGGCACCGGAGGAUGGCAGGGUGGACAGGCGUGUAUGCCAGCAGCAAGACUGGCAUUGGAUGAUGUUAAUAAAGAGCCGAAUUUGUUGCCGGGCUUCAAACUCAUAUUGCAUAGUAAUGAUAGUGAGUGCGAACCCGGUCUCGGCGCUAGCGUUAUGUACAAUCUACUCUAUAAUAGACCACAAAAAUUAAUGUUACUAGCCGGUUGCAGUACUGUCUGCACCACCGUUGCGGAGGCGGCAAAAAUGUGGAAUUUGAUAGUGCUCUGCUAUGGUGCCUCGAGUCCGGCACUUUCGGAUCGCAGUCGCUUUCCCACAUUAUUUCGCACACAUCCCUCCGCAACGGUACACAAUCCGACACGUAUAAAAUUAAUGAAAAAAUUCGGUUGGUCACGUGUGGCCAUAUUGCAGCAGGCCGAAGAGGUCUUCAUAUCGACCGUUGAAGAUCUCGAAAAUCGUUGCAUGGAAGCUGGCGUCGAAAUCGUCACAAGACAAUCAUUUCUAUCCGAUCCCACAGAUGCUGUACGCAAUCUACGACGACAAGAUGCCCGCAUCAUAGUUGGUCUAUUCUAUGUAGUAGCGGCGCGGCGUGUGCUCUGCGAAAUGUACAAGCAGCAGUUGUACGGGCGGGCGCACGUCUGGUUUUUUAUAGGCUGGUACGAAGACAAUUGGUAUGAGGUGAAUUUGGAAAAUGAAGGUAUCACCUGCAGCAUUGAACAGAUGCGCAUCGCCGCCGAAGGACACUUGACAACGGAAGCGCUUAUGUGGAAUCAGAACAAUCAAACAACAAUUUCCGGCAUGACAGCUGAGGAAUUUCGCCAACGACUGAAUCACGCCCUCAUCGAAGAAGGUUACGACAUCAAUCACGAUCGCUAUCCGGAGGGUUAUCAAGAAGCGCCGCUCGCCUACGAUGCCGUCUGGAGCGUAGCAUUGGCAUUCAAUAAGACAAUGCAACGCCUGAAGAAGCGACAGAAAUCGUUACGCGAUUUCACCUAUACAGACAAGGAAAUCGCCGAUGAGAUUUAUGCAGCAAUGAAUUCAACACAGUUCCUUGGCAUAUCGGGUGUCGUUGCCUUCAGUUCACAAGGUGAUCGUAUUGCCUUAACACAAAUCGAACAGAUGGUGAAUGGAAAAUAUGAAAAAUUAGGUUAUUAUGAUACGCAAUUGGAUAAUUUAACAUGGUUAAAUAUGGAGCAAUGGAGUGGGGGAAAGGUACCUCAGGAUCGCACAAUUGUACGACGCGUCUUACGCACCGUAUCGCUGCCAUUAUUUGUUUGCAUGUGUGCAAUAUCAAGUUGUGGUAUAUUAGUAGCCUUAGCACUUAUUGUAUUCAACAUAUGGAAUAAGCAUAGAAGAGUAAUACAAUCAUCGCAUCCGGUAUGUAAUACUAUAAUGUUGUUUGGUGUCAUCAUAUGUCUCGCAUCAGUCAUUCUGCUGGGUAUGGAUGGACGAUUUGUCAGUCCAGAGGAGUACCCAAAGAUAUGUCAAGCGCGCGCUUGGCUGUUAACCACCGGUUUUACAUUAGCCUACGGUGCUAUGUUCAGCAAAGUCUGGCGUGUGCAUCGUUUUACAACAAAAGCAAAAACAGAUCCAAAAAAAAAAGUCGAACCGUGGAAGCUUUACACCAUGGUCUCCGGCCUGUUGUCUAUAGAUUUAGUUAUAUUACUCGCUUGGCAGAUUUUUGAUCCGCUACAGCGUAUACUUGAAACAUUCCCACUCGAGGACCCCAUAUUGACAUCCGAUGAUAUAAAAAUACGUCCAGAAUUGGAGCAUUGCGAGAGUCAUCACAAUACAAUGUGGUUGGGCAUCGUUUAUGGCUUCAAAGGUCUCAUACUUGUAUUUGGCCUAUUUCUUGCCUAUGAAACGCGUUCGAUUAAGGUGAAACAAAUCAACGAUUCCCGUUAUGUCGGCAUGAGCAUCUACAAUGUGGUUGUACUAUGUUUAAUCACAGCUCCAGUGGGCAUGGUCAUCGCAUCGCAACAGGAUGCCUCAUUCGCUUUUGUUGCAUUGGCUGUGAUAUUUUGUUGUUUCCUAAGUAUGUUGCUGAUAUUUGUGCCAAAGGUUAUUGAAGUGAUACGCCAUCCAAAGGAUAAAGCCGAAUCAAAGUACAAUCCCGAUUCGGGUAUAUCAAAAGAAGAUGAAGAACGCUACCAGAAUUUAGUUACGGAAAAUGAGGAGCUGCAGCGACUGAUAUCACAGAAAGAGGAGAAGAUACGCAUACUCAAACAACGAUUGGUCUAGUGGGAGGCCACGAACAAG